This is a messenger RNA of Salvelinus fontinalis (brook trout), 1580 nucleotides long. Its product is annotated as ubiquitin-conjugating enzyme E2 B-like. Lineage: Eukaryota; Metazoa; Chordata; Actinopteri; Salmoniformes; Salmonidae. Gene Ontology annotation, biological process: proteasome-mediated ubiquitin-dependent protein catabolic process; DNA repair; protein polyubiquitination. The transcript has 6 exons. The coding region runs from base 135 to 593 and encodes 152 amino acids. The record is from RefSeq and is a predicted model, not a curated record. Gene Ontology annotation, cellular component: HULC complex. Gene Ontology annotation, molecular function: ubiquitin conjugating enzyme activity.
CCCCUGUGGAAGUACAUGACGUCACUGUAGUUGUUUUUGAGAGAAGAAAAGGGCACAGACGGAAGAUUUACCCAAAAUAAUACCGGUUUCGACAGAUUUUAAUGACCAAAGUAUAAUUUUUUAUGUUUUGAAUCAUGUCUACUCCGGCUAGAAGACGACUUAUGAGAGAUUUCAAAAGACUUCAAGAAGACCCACCAACUGGUGUGAGUGGUGCUCCAUCAGAGAAUAACAUCAUGCUUUGGAAUGCGGUUAUUUUUGGGCCUGUGGGUACACCAUUUGAGGAUGGAACUUUUAAGCUUGUGAUAGAAUUUUCAGAGGAGUACCCUAACAAGCCACCCACGGUUCGAUUUAUCUCCAAAAUGUUUCACCCAAAUGUUUAUGCAGAUGGCAGUAUAUGUUUAGACAUCCUUCAGAAUCGUUGGAGCCCCACAUAUGAUGUGUCGUCCAUUCUGACGUCUAUCCAGUCGCUGUUGGAUGAGCCAAAUCCUAACAGCCCAGCAAACAGCCAGGCUGCACAGCUUUAUCAAGAAAACAAGCGGGAGUAUGAGAAGAGAGUUUCUGCCAUCGUGGAGCAGAGCUGGGUGGACUCCUAACGCAUCUUCCCCCCCGGCUUCUCAUCACUCGUAUCAAAUACUUACAUCUUUCAUUUAGCUCCUCCAAGAAAAGAAGUCAACAUCAGAAGAACUAAAGUGCCACCAGAAAACAAUACAAAAUAAGUAGGGACUUUUACUUGCUUGCCAAUACAACUGAGGAAAAUCUCUGAUACUUGUUUUUGUUCCUAUUUUUUUUAUUGCAUGAUGUGAAAUAAGUUAUUGCAAACAUAAUUUGUAAUAUAUAUUUUUUGUUGGAUUGAUGCUGUUACUGUUUAGUUUCUACAGACUUAUUUUUUAACAUCUCUUGGUUUGAACAGAACUGACUGUUGUCAAAUUGGUAGAAAGCCAUAAAACAUUAUUUGUUGAGUGAAUGGCUUCCUCAAUCUGCAUUGUUUGUCAUGUAGCAUUAAUUUGGAACCAAUUGUCCAGCUAUAAAGCAGACAGCUUCUCUUGCCCCUAUCCUGGUAGUAGUUUCAAAUUACCUCCCUGAAUAAAAGGAGUCAGUGCUAUUCAUCACGAUAACUAUGGCAUUCUGCAUGUCGACAAUAAUAAAGAAGAAACUGGUCGCCAACCUUUUCUAAAAGAUGGCUGAUGUGAUCUGUAACAGUUUUAUCGAGUUCAAGUACAGUGGCACUUGUAAGAGGACAUUUGGAGUUUGGCUCAUCUAGGAACAUGGACAGAUAGUGGAAACCAGACACAUCAGGACUACAGAAUAAGGGCUGAUUGCAACACAAAUCCAUGCAUCUGCUUUUUCUCCAAGCCUGGAAAGGUUUUUUUUUUCACACUUGCAUUUCUUUCUUCACUUUAUCUCGUACCCAAUGAAAGGUAGCUUGCUUGAGAUGCAUUUUUUUGUGACAGUAUGGGUCAUAUUGUAGCUAGUGGUUUAUUUCACGUUAGAAGGGAUGUGUUAUACAUUUGUGAAUUUACUCUAAAAACAAUGUAUACUUAUAUGCUGUAUAAACAUAAAACACAUUUUUCAGACUUUGA